Sardina pilchardus (European sardine) is the source of this 4823-nucleotide messenger RNA. Its product is annotated as alpha-2-macroglobulin-like. NCBI's taxonomy places the organism in Eukaryota, Metazoa, Chordata, Actinopteri, Clupeiformes, Clupeidae. Gene Ontology annotation, cellular component: extracellular region. The record is from RefSeq and is a predicted model, not a curated record. Gene Ontology annotation, molecular function: endopeptidase inhibitor activity. Bases 74 to 4510 code for a protein of 1478 amino acids. The transcript is spliced from 35 exons.
UGAAAUAUAAGACUAUUGAGUGCAGAGGAGCAGCACUGGUGUGUGACUCUCCCCUGCAGACAGGCUCAGUAGAAUGGCCAUCACUAGGAUCCUGAUUGCUGGAGGGCUGCUGAGCUGCCUCUACACUCUCUGCUCCUCCACAGCAACACCAGAGCCGUCUUUCCUGGUGACCUUUCCUGCCCAGAUGAGGUCAGAGUCCGAAGCCAAACUCUGUGCCAGCCUCCUGAGUCCAAACGAGACUCUGCUCAUGUCUAUGUAUCUGGCCAAUGGAGACGAGAAGAAGCUGCUGCACCAGGAAGCAUCAGACAAGGACUUUCACCGCUGCUACCAGUUCCAGGUCCCUUUGGUGAAAGAAGACUCUGUGCAGAAAAUCAUAGUAGAGGUCAAAGGUCAAACAUCUCACUGGACCUUAGAAAGUCGGUUGAAGUUCAAGCCAAUACCUCGUCCUGUAGCCUUCAUCCAGACAGAUAAACCCAUAUACAGCCCAGGCCAAACAGUGCAUUUCAGAGUGGUCACCAUAGACACCGACUUCAUUCCACUCAGCGGAAAGUACAACCGCAUAUUCCUGGAGGACAGCCGAGGCAACACCAUUGCCCAGUGGCUUGAUGUGACAUCACAGGGCAAAAUAGUGCAGCUCUCCCACGUGUUAAACCCAGAGGCUCCUCAGGGCCCAUACAAGCUCGGUGUAGAUGGCAGUCAAACACCAUAUCAGUCACAUGAUUUUCAAGUGAAAAAAUAUGUUUUGCCCAAGUUCGAGGUUACUCUGAAGGCUCCAGAGGUCGUCAGUGUAGGAGCGCAAGAGCUCAAGCUGGAAGUGUGUGCUAAGUAUACAUUUGGUCAGCCUGUACCAGGAAAAGUUUCCAUAUCAUUGUGUCAAGACUUAAAUCAUUAUCGAGCUGAAGAUGAUAUAGGUCAAGAGACGUCUUGUUUUGUCACAUUAGCAGAGACGGGUGAAUCUGGUUGUGCCUCUCAUGUCUUUAAUAUGGUAAUGUUUACACAACCUGACUUCAGUAGAAAACUUCAGCGCAGUUUCCGAUUCAGUGCAACUGUAGCUGAAGAAGGAACAGGCAUCAGUCGGAAAGAAAAAAAAGACAUAAGAUUGGACUACUCGCUUGGGAAACUAACAUUUGUCGAUACACCAGGAGUGAUUGAGGAGGGAGCAGUAAUGGAUGGCAAGAUCAAAGCAACCCAUUACAAUGGCACUGGCAUCGCUCACAGAGUGGUCCAUCUAUUUCAAGGUCCGAGAUGGAGUUCAAAGCUCCUACUGAACCUGACCACAGACUCUGCUGGAGAGGCCCAGUUCUCUAUUAACACUACUCUUUUCCCUGGAAACUUUGAGCUCCUCGCAAGUACAGCAGCCGACUUUGUGGAAUAUGUUCCACGUGCCACUCCACAUUAUGAGACUGCAACAAAGUCUGUGUCCAGAUUACUACCAGCAUCUCCACACACAGCAUCAUACAGUUCUCUGACUAUAAAAGCUGUCGAUGAAACUCUUCAGUGUGGCAAAGACGUACCCAUCACCAUUAAGUACGCCUUCAUUGGAGAAACAUUCAGCACAGAGUCUGUGGAUGUAAUUUAUGUGGUUUUAUCCAAAGGGCAGAUUGUUCAUCACGGUUUUGUUGAGGCUUCAGUGAAGGGCUCCCUACCAGUGACUGAGGGUGAGGUGUCCUUCCAGCUCCCUGUCAAUGCUGAGAUGGCUCCCUCAUUGAAAGUCCUCGUGUACUGUAUCUUACCUAGUGAGACAGUCCUGGCUAAUAGCCAAACCUUCUCAACAGAGAAGUGCUUCAGAAAUAAGGUAUCGGUGCAGUUCUCCCCCCCUGAAGCGGUUCCUGGGGAGGAGAGCUCCCUGCAGCUCUCAGCCCAGCCUGGCUCUCUGUGUGGCCUCAGUGCUGUGGAUCAGAGCAUCUUUAUCCUGGAAUCAGGGAAACGCCUUGAUGCCCAGAAGAUUUUUGGAUUAUUACCAAGGUCACCCAGUGAAGAAAUUCCUUAUGAUGUUGAAGAUCCUCUAGAAUGCCUUAAAGUCAGACCCAGGCGUUCCUCCAUGCCAUACUUCCAUUCGCAGCGCCGUGACCGUGAUACUGGGGCAUUUCAGAUUUUUAAGAGUGUGGGACUGAAGACGGUGUCAAAUUUGGUUCUACGGUUCCCUAACUGCUUAAUGUUUAGGGGAGAGACAUAUCACAGGGGUCAUGGCUAUAUUGACUACCCUGUGGCCCAUAGGGAGUACGCACUCGCCAUGGCCGGUGCUUCAGGAAUGGGAGGCCGUUCUAAAGAGGAAUUUGGCGUGACGGUUCGCACAGUCUUCCCAGAGACGUGGAUCUGGGACCUGGCAGAGGUUGGGGAGUCUGGAGAAGCACAAGUCCCUCUCACUGUCCCUGACACCAUCACCACCUGGGAGACUGAGGCCUUCUGCCUGUCCCCUCAGGGCUUUGGUCUGGCCCCACCAGCUCAGCUCACAGUUUUCCAGCCCUUCUUCCUGGAGCUCUCCCUGCCGUACUCCAUCAUCCGUGGAGAGACCUUUGAGCUCAAAGCAACAGUUUUCAACUAUCUACCCAAGUGCAUCAUGGUCACAGUGACUCCAGCCCCUUCAUCAGACUUCACUCUGACCCCCUCCUCUGAUGGUCAGUACUCCUCCUGUCUGUGUGCAAAUGGGAGGAAAACCUUCACAUGGACCUUGGUGCCGUCUGUGCUUGGACUGAUGAAUGUCACUGUGGGUGCAGAGGCCACUCAGUCCCAGGGGCUAUGUGGCAACGAGGUUGUGUCUGUACCAGAGAAAGGUCGCAUAGACAUAGUCACACGCCCUCUGCUGGUCAAGGCGGAAGGAACUGAGAAGACCGAGAGUUUCAGUAGGCUCUUAUGUCCAAAAGGGGGCGCUCUAACUGAUGAGGUGGAGCUGAAACCCCCAGCAGAUGUAGUGAAGGGAUCCGCCAGAGCCUCAGUGUCUGUGCUGGGAGACAUCCUGGGUCGUGCUCUGAAGAACAUUGACAGUCUUCUGCAGAUGCCUUAUGGUUGUGGGGAGCAGAAUAUUGCCAUCCUCUCCCCAAAUAUCUACAUUCUGCAGUACCUACAGAACACUGGCCAGCUCACGGCAGAAAUUAAGGAAAAAGCUACCAAUUUCCUGAAAAGUGGAUACCAGAGGCAGCUUAACUACAAGCACGGUGACGGAGCCUACAGCACAUUUGGUGGAGGAGAAAGAAACACCUGGCUGACUGCAUUUGUGUUGAGGUCGUUUGGUAAAGCAAAGUCCUUCAUCUACAUUGACCAUGACGUUAUUAACAGUGCCAAGAGCUGGCUGGAAGCACAACUUGGUUUCAGUGGUGCUUACCGUAUGCAAGGAAACCUCUUCAACAACAAAAUGAAGGGAGGUGUAAAUGAUCGUGUGACGAUAACUGCUUACAUCGCUGCCACAUUGCUGGAGCUGAAUAUGACUGUAACGGAAAGGACCAUGGCAUUCUUGAAGUCCUACCACAGAGGGGAACCACUUCCAGGAGAUAUCAGCUCUUUGAUCCAUUUAUUUCUAAAACCGCGCAUUGAUAACACCACCAAAACUGACACCACCAACACCUACACCACUGCUCUACUGGCCUACACCUUCAGCCUUGCUGGAGAAGAGGCAAUCCGAGCUGAACUUCUGAAACGCUUGGACAGUGUAGCAACCUCUGAUGGGAAUCUACUGCACUGGUCUCAGUCCUCAUCAGAGCGAGCUGAUUCCCUGGCUGUGGAGACGAGUUCUUAUGUGCUCUUAGCUGUUCUCACCAAACCCACAGUGACUGCUGCCGACUUAGGCUAUGCUUCCAGGAUUGUCAGCUGGCUGGUGAAGCAGCAAAAUCCAUAUGGAGGCUUCUCCUCCACACAGGACACAGUGGUGGCACUGCAGGCUCUGGCUCUGUACGCCACCAAGGUCUUCAGCCCACAUGGCUCCAGCACAGUGACAGUGCAGUCAGCAGGUGGCGACAAACACCAGUUUGAUGUGAACCAGCACAACACACUACUGUACCAGGAGUCAGCACUGCAGGACAUUCCUGGGAAGUACAGCGUAGAAGUGAAGGGCUCCAUGUGUGCUUCUGUUGGGGUGGCUCUUUUCUACAACAUCCCCACCCCCACUGAGCACUCAACCUUGAGCAUUAAGACUCAAAUCAAGCCUCUAACUGAGGGAGAGUGCAACAAGGCUAAUGGACAGGCAUUCAGCUUAGACAUCACAGUCCAGUAUGAUGGACCACAGGAGAGCACCAAUAUGGCUAUAAUAGAUGUGAAGAUGUUAUCUGGUUUCACGCCGGACUCUGCCUCUAUUGAAAAUCUAAAGGGCAGCAUAUUUGUGGACAGAGUCGAUAACAAAGAUGACCACAUCCUGGCAUAUUUGUCAGAGGUUCCAAAGGGUUUCCCUACCCUGUACAAACUGACAAUUCGACAGGAUCUCCCAGUGAACAAUUUGAAGCCAGCAGUGGUCAAAGUGUAUGACUACUACCAAACCAGUGAGCAGGCUGAGGCAGAGUACCACUCCCCAUGUGCAUAAGAAGGUGUCCAGAUAUAUUGAGUGUGUGUGUGUGUGUGUGUGUGUGUGUGUGUGUGUGUGUGUGUGUGUGUGUGUGUGUGUGUGUGUGUGUGUGUGUGUGUGUGUGUGUGUGUGUGUGUGUGUGUGUGUGUGUGUGUGUGUGUGUGUGUGUGUGUGUGUGUGUGUGUGUGUGUGUGCGUGCGUGAACUUGGCUAUGUUUUUUCUGUUGAGAUCCAAGCGCAAAUGUCAAUCCAUUAAAGAAAUUAUGAUGAAUUUCAAUGUUAUGAGUAUGUGUAUGAUGACAAUAAAUAAAUAAAAAAGUCCAUACAUUUUU